This is a messenger RNA of Engraulis encrasicolus (European anchovy), 1856 nucleotides long. Its product is annotated as mucin-2-like. NCBI's taxonomy places the organism in Eukaryota, Metazoa, Chordata, Actinopteri, Clupeiformes, Engraulidae. The coding region runs from base 60 to 1283 and encodes 407 amino acids. The transcript has 9 exons. The record is from RefSeq and is a predicted model, not a curated record.
GAAGACGGUUGAAAUCAGCUGAGAUUUUUCGGUGGCAUCUGUAACUGAAAGAACUAAGGAUGGUGCGAGCAUCAAAUCUGAGGGCUUGCUUCAUUAUAUGUGCUGCACUUCAUCUAAUUCUUGCCCACCAACACCCUGGACUAAUCAUCUUAAAUGGGACCACAGUUGAAGCCUAUUACUUUGAUCUGGAGAUCUCCAACCGGGGCUUCGACAGCUCGCUUCUAGAUCCCACCUCAGAAUACUACAACAGCCUGACUUCUGAAGUUAAUUCAUUGCUGAAAGCUGCCUUUACAAGUUGUAUCGCUAACCCUAAUGCCUAUAAAGGCACCAGAGACAUGACUUUCUGGUCAGGGAAUCUCACCAUUGCAAGUAUGACUAUUUUGUUUGAGUUCAACGAGUCCUUCAUAAACACACAUGUAAUCCUCGGUUGUUUUGAACAAUUAGAUGACAAAUCCACCGCUAUUAAAGUCAACAAAGGAUAUACAAAGAUAAACGACAUCAAACCUGUGACAGUAGGAACUACAACUACACCUCCUACCACAACAACACAGUUAACCUCCAGCACAACUACACUCCCCACAACCACCACCACAACCACCACCACGACCACCACCACAACCACACCCACAACCACCACCACACCCACACCGACCACCACCACACCCACAACCACAGCCACAACCACCACCACCACCACACCGACCACCACCACCACAUCCACACCCACCACCACCACACCCACCACCACACCGACCACUACACCCACACCAACCCCCACCACAACCACCUCCACCACCACCAAACCCACAUCGACACCCACGCGCACCACAACAUCAUCCUCUACUACUCCCAAGGCUACUACCGCCACUACCAGCGGCUCAACAAGUGGCCUUGAUGAUGUUACUACUGACCACUCAGCCUCAGCCUCAGCCUCAGCCUCAGCCACCCCUCUGUACACCACAACAGGGACAGCCUCGACCACCGCUGCGUACCUUCUUGUUCCCUACUGGUUUGACUGGGUGCCUGGAUGGGCCAUCGCUCUGCUUGUAUUGGCCGCCCUCAUCCUGCUCCUUCUCAUCAUUCUCCUCAUCCUGCUGUUGAUUCGCUGGUGUUGUAUGGAUGAGCCUGAAGAGCCAAUCAAAUCAGAGCGUCCAGAUCCCUACCACUCGCCCUACUUAUCCCACUCUGCAGCCAAAACACCCAUACUCAACAUGACCAAUCAACCCAUGACACCAGAGAAGCCAAAGGAGGGCAGAACAGGGAUGUAUGUGGUGAAUCCUUGAGUUGUCGCAAUACAAAGAUAAUCAAAACAACAAGCUAAGACCUGUGCUGGAGCCCUUGAUUGUGAUAAUCAUGAUAAAGGACUGCAGUCUCAAAGUACAAAUGUUGUUAUUGCUGAAAUAUACAUUUUACACACAAGUUAGAACUGUGUUAGUGUAGCAGAGAGAAAGACUAUUUAUUAAUAUUUGUCACGCUGUUCAGAAAGUUCUUGUCUUUUCAUUACAGUAUAUUGUGCCUAAAAUUGAAGCAUUGAAUUUACUGACAUUAAAAUGUAAGGUAAUCGUCUUACAUGAUUCAGAUUUAGGUUAGUGUAAAUACAUGCUGCCUGGGCCUGGUGCUCUGUGAGGAUGGGCUGCUUUGCUGAGAUGAACUACCAAUAUAUUGUUGGAUUUAUUAUUUAUUAUUAAGGGCUGGAUUAAUGCACAGGCUCGAUAUGGCUGCAGCCUAGGGCCCCCACCUGCCAGAGGGCCCCUGAUUAGCCAAAAGUGAAAAAUUGCUAAAUUGUGACAAGAUUCAAUAUUGAAAAAUGUAUUGUAUGUGUUCAGUACAGUUGGUAGAUAAGUUAUCCUUAAUUC